AUGACACUUAUUCUAGUAAUGUCUACAUUUGAACUUGAUUCUAUAAAUGCUUCAAUUACACAGAAAAUUCAGGAUGAUAAUAUGGAAUGGCUGAGUAGUGAAUCCGAAGACAAUCUAAUUGAAAUUGAUCAUAGAAAAUCAAAUUUUCCAAAAAAUUUGAAGGAGCAGUCAAAAGCUGUUUUUGAAAGAGGAAGUACAUCGAAGGCUUUGCGCACAGAGGAAAUUGAGGAGGAGAAGUUGCAUACAAAAGAAGCAGAAGGAGAGCGAGAAACCCACGCUAAGCGUAAAAAAGUAAAUCAAGGAGCACCUAUUAAGAAGGAAAAUGAAGCGGUAGAACAAAAAGUUGCUAGUUCAAGUCAUAUAUCUGACAAGAAUAUUCCUCAUCAACAUUCUCAAGCUCGACUUCGUGGUGCUCAACCGGACAUAGUUGAUGACAAAGGGUGGUCAUGUAAACCUAAAAUCGCAAAAUCCAACAAGAAAAAAGAAAGGAAGCAACAUGACAAUACUAAACAAAAAACCGAAGGUACUAUGAAAGAUCUAAUCGAUCAGGAUAAACCUAAAUCUAAAUCUAAACUAUGGCGAAGAUUUAGCUUAUUAGGUUGUAAUUAG
Molecule: messenger RNA, 609 nt
Organism: Meloidogyne enterolobii
Lineage: Eukaryota; Metazoa; Nematoda; Chromadorea; Rhabditida; Meloidogynidae
Source: the annotation of a GenBank genome assembly